UCACACGGCCGUCCUCGUCGACAGCCCCUCCCUCCGUUCCACUAUCCUACUUCGUCCCGCAUCAAACCGCCCUACUCUUCUACCCCGUCCCUCGGACCGUGACGACGGCCUUAUCAGUCCAGAGAGUGCCUCUGAGGCCGGCUGACCGAUGGCACAGCGGCCAGACGGCCGCAGGCGAGUGAAUUGCACUCUGGAGCUACCUAAGAAGAGGAGCCCCAGCAAGCAGCCAUGGCAAUGAGCGGCCUAUCGUGACCCUUUCGUGGACUUACGUCUUCUGCUUUCAAGAAAGAUUACAAUCUCGACUCUUCCCGCCAGGCGAGAUGCGCGUCUCGUCGUGGGGGCCUCCUCCCCGGCCCGCGGCAU
Messenger RNA from Vitrella brassicaformis, 363 nucleotides. NCBI's taxonomy places the organism in Eukaryota, Vitrellaceae. The record is from the annotation of a GenBank genome assembly.